Cryptococcus deneoformans JEC21 is the source of this 958-nucleotide messenger RNA. Its product is annotated as expressed protein. The transcript is spliced from 3 exons. Lineage: Eukaryota; Fungi; Basidiomycota; Tremellomycetes; Tremellales; Cryptococcaceae. Bases 187 to 798 code for a protein of 203 amino acids. The record is from RefSeq and is a predicted model, not a curated record.
CCAUCAGUCGACAUUGCAACGUGUCGUCAUCAACCUUUCCGGGCCCCAAAUCACCAACCAUGUCGCCUCGUGCGACGAUGCAUAAGAUAUAAACGCGGAUUACAAUUUCCCCAUCGCCCAACAUUGCCACCUACUCAAUCAAUCAGUUGACUGAUCAUCAUACUACUCAUAGACACAACGACAUCUAUGCCAGCCCUGAUCCCUCAACUCGAGCCACCUAAAGAUGCAGACCCCAUCGCUGCCGCCACCAUUCAGCUCUUGGAACAAGUCCGGGCUACGACAGAGUGGUAUACCAAUGGAGAUUCUUCUGCGUCGAGCUUUAUUGAUUUUUCUGGGUAUCGACAACUGCAAGAGUGGGCAAAGAAUCCUGAGGCGCUGAAUGUUAUUGAUAAGAUUUUACGGGCGAGGUUGGGAUUGCCUUUCCCUUAUAACCAAAAGGCACUCAUCCUCGUUCAACUUAUUCCAGAAGAUAAGCUUGCCCCUUACGCUCCCCUCCUCAAACCACUUGUUGAAUCCUCUCCGGAUUCAACUUCUGCCUAUACCUACGCCACACCAUUCAUUGUGACCCUGGCCACAUCUCUCCACUCUCUCGCAGAUGGACAAGCGAAGAAGACGGAAGCGAAGAAGAAAGAGGACGAGGAGAAGGUGAAGUGGAAUUCAUGGAGUGAGGUUUAUGGGAAGAGUAGAGCGGAUUGGGUUGGGUUGCCGGUGGAUAAUGGGGGUGUGAAGUGGGGAUGGUGGGCUGGGGAGCCAAUCGGGGUGGAGGAGUGGUGGAAGAAUAGGAACAUUGGGGAGUAAAGCAAUAGAAAGUGGCUGGCAUGAAGUAUCACACGCUGUGCGCCUUGUCGAGCUUCCUAAAGCUCAGAACGUUGUAAAAAUCCUGUGUACUAACGUAGCAACCUAAUCAUGUAUCUGUAUCCUACGUACUGCAUGCAUACUGGAACGAACACUACUAUAU